Agrilus planipennis (emerald ash borer) is the source of this 491-nucleotide messenger RNA. RefSeq names its product doublesex- and mab-3-related transcription factor A2-like. Gene Ontology annotation, molecular function: DNA-binding transcription factor activity, RNA polymerase II-specific; RNA polymerase II cis-regulatory region sequence-specific DNA binding. The record is from RefSeq and is a predicted model, not a curated record. Gene Ontology annotation, cellular component: nucleus. Gene Ontology annotation, biological process: sex differentiation; regulation of transcription by RNA polymerase II. The coding region runs from base 33 to 491 and encodes 152 amino acids. Lineage: Eukaryota; Metazoa; Arthropoda; Insecta; Coleoptera; Buprestidae. The transcript has a single exon.
GUCAAAAAAAAAUAUCCGUCGCAUGUGUGAAGAUGAGCUUGCCAAGCGGCAUGGACAUGCAGACCCUCAUGUCUCAGCAUCCCGUGCUGGGCUCGAUACCGCCCGCGUUCUUUUUGCGCGCCUCCGAACGAUACCAGAGGACUCCUAAGUGCGCCAGGUGCCGUAAUCACGGGGUCGUUUCUGCACUGAAAGGUCACAAAAGAUACUGUCGAUGGAGAGAUUGUAGCUGCGCCAAAUGCACCCUUAUCGCGGAACGGCAAAGAGUAAUGGCAGCUCAGGUGGCCCUUCGAAGGCAACAGGCCCAGGAAGAGAACGAAGCCAGGGAACUGGGACUCUUGUACGGUACUGGGUCCACGACAGCUCCGGCCGCGAUGCCCCAGGUUCCCGAACCACCGUCCGCAAUGCCCACACAUCCCGACAUGGGAUUAAUUCAGAGAACCAAGUUCGAAUUGUCCGACGGGUCAUCCGAACCUUCUAGUCCUUGUAAGUAA